Molecule: messenger RNA, 534 nt
Organism: Menidia menidia (Atlantic silverside)
Lineage: Eukaryota; Metazoa; Chordata; Actinopteri; Atheriniformes; Atherinopsidae
Source: the annotation of a GenBank genome assembly
AUGGAAGAAAAUGAUCACGGCAGCAGAGAUGUGGUGGAGCGGCAGGAGUCGGCGGAUGAAUCCAACAGAGCCAUCCUUCCCCUCCUACAGGCGCCGGGGAACUUGCAGAUCCCUCACCGGGUCACCAAUUUCUUCAUCGACAACAUCCUGCGGCCGGACUUCGGACGGAAAAAGGACGGGGGCGCAAACCCCGAGGAGAGUAGCCCGACGUCGCGGGAGAGCCAGGACAGCCCCGCGGCCCCGCAGAGCGAGCCGGUGGGCAGCACGGUGCCGGCGGAGGGGACCUCCACCCCGCACGCGGUCACCGGGGCCAAGAAGCCCGCCAUAGCCGCCGAGGAGCCCCUCAAAGCCCGCGGGGAGAGCGGAGACCAGUGCCUAAGCUCAGACUCUGACAGUUCCCAAGCCAGCUCCAACCCAUCCAUGUCCCAGCCCAUGCUGUGGCCGGCCUGGGUCUACUGCACCAGAUACUCGGACAGGCCUUCUUCAGUUUUGGAGGGAGGCACCGAGCAGGCCCCUCUCCAGAUGGAAAAUUAA